Molecule: messenger RNA, 816 nt
Organism: Debaryomyces fabryi
Lineage: Eukaryota; Fungi; Ascomycota; Pichiomycetes; Serinales; Debaryomycetaceae
Gene: HMS1
Product: Hms1p
Exons: 1
Coding region: 1-816 (271 amino acids)
Molecular function (GO): protein dimerization activity
Source: RefSeq, a predicted model, not a curated record
AUGUCAUUUAAGUUGAAUGAUUACAAUGCCUUUUUGACUUCAUUAUAUGAGAAGAAGCCUACCAUAAAAAGAGAACAACAAUCGUCAGACGAGUUUCCAGUGGAUUUUGAUUUUGGUUUGGCAAUGUCUACCGAAAAUAAGCCAACCAGAUUUGAUAAUAUCAACACAGAGUUUAUUGCAGAAACGGGCGCUUCUAAUAUAAUGAACAAUUCGUACAUCCAGGGAUGGGGUGGGCUGCAACGGCCAGAGUCACAGAUAAUACUGCCAAAUGAUGACCUAUCAUUAUCAGGACCUCAUAAUCAAACCCAAGAGAAAUCAAAUGAACCGCAAAGCUCCGGACCGGGUUUUGUCCAAGCAUACUCUUGUUCUCAAUUCAGUCCACUCGAUUUUAACAUAGAAAAUAAGAAAAUCAAUGCUUCUCUAGAAGAAGCGCAAUCCAGACCGAGGACAAAAUCAGCUCAUAAUGUCAUAGAACAGAGAUACCGGAACAAAAUUAAUGACAAGUUCACUGUUUUAGAGAAUACAGUUCCAACUCUUAGGGUCGCGAAAAGGAGACUUAAAGGAGCGGUUUCUCCAGAUUUUAAACAUUACGACGAAGAAGAGCCUAUUGAUGAUUACAGUGGUUCAGAAGAUGAAGAUCUAGAGGGCUUAGAACCAGCCAAAAAAUUGAAUAAAGGAACUAUUCUCACAAAAUCCAUCGAAUAUAUCAAGUUUUUGGAAAUGAAAAAUAAUAGCAUGCACAAUGAAAACGAACAAUUAAUUUUGAAAGCAAGAUUGCUAGGUAUAUCUGUUGAUGAGGCCUUACGAUACAAAUAA